This is a messenger RNA of Hansenula ciferrii, 780 nucleotides long. RefSeq lists its product as uncharacterized. The coding region runs from base 1 to 780 and encodes 259 amino acids. Lineage: Eukaryota; Fungi; Ascomycota; Saccharomycetes; Phaffomycetales; Wickerhamomycetaceae. The transcript has a single exon. The record is from RefSeq and is a predicted model, not a curated record.
AUGUCCACUACAGAGUUACCACCAUCUUAUAACGAUGCCUUACAAGGUUUUGUUCCACCACCAGAAUAUAAUUCAACACCAGCCGCUGGGUCAACAACCGCUGGGUCUUCACAAGGUUCAAGAGUUAUACCCAUGAAUUCAAAUGCUCGUGAAGAAUAUUAUACACCAUCAAGAUUAAAUUUAGUUGUAUUGGAUGAUCCUAAUGAAGAUCCUUUAGAUAUUGAAGCAUUACAAGUUCCAUCAAUAGAAUAUCAAGUUAAAACAAAUGAUGAAAUACAAGAUUUAUAUCAUUCAAUUCAUACAUUAGUUGAAGAUAAAUUUAUUCAAGUUAAUAGAAAUACAGAAUUUAUUCAUAAAAAGAUACGUUCAAUGUAUAAUCAUUAUUAUAUUAAUAACUUGAGAAAUCAAACAUUAGAAGAUUUUAUCAAGAUUAAAGAAAAAUUAUCAAAAGAAUUACAAUCAUUACCACAAAUAUUCCAAUAUUAUAAACAAUUUAAUGAAACAUAUGGUCAAGUAUCAAAUGAAUUAAAAGUUAUCAAAUAUGAAUUGGAAAGUGCUGUAGAUCAUGAAUCUAAUUCCAAAUUAACAGAAGGUGACUUAUUAAAUUUAUCAAAUCAAUUGAAAACCAAGUCAAAUUUACUGAAGAAAUGUCAUUUUAAUCUAAUACAAAUUGAUAACAAAGUUAAAACCAUGAGUGAUUCAGAAGAAGUUUCAUAUGUUUUGAAAGAACGUGCAAGGGUUUAUAACAUGGCUACUGAUUUUGUUCGUAAUCAACAAUAA